GGACCGAUCGCCUCCCGCUGCCCGGGCCCGGCCGCCGCCGCCGCAGAUAUAUUAUAAAAUGUCCAAUGGUUAUGAAGAUCACAUGGCUGAAGAUUGCAGGGAUGAUAUUGGUAGGACAAAUUUAAUUGUGAACUACCUCCCUCAGAACAUGACGCAGGAUGAAUUACGAAGUCUUUUCAGCAGCAUCGGCGAAGUGGAAUCUGCAAAACUUAUUCGGGACAAAGUUGCAGGGCACAGCUUAGGCUACGGCUUCGUGAACUACGUAACUGCAAAAGAUGCUGAAAGAGCAAUAAACACACUGAAUGGCCUCAGACUUCAGUCAAAAACUAUCAAGGUUUCCUAUGCCCGCCCAAGUUCUGAAGUUAUCAAGGAUGCUAAUUUAUAUAUCAGUGGCCUGCCCAGGUCAAUGACACAGAAGGAUGUAGAAGAUAUGUUUUCCCGUUUUGGGCGCAUCAUCAACUCCCGUGUGCUUGUGGAUCAAACCACAGGUUUGUCCAGAGGGGUCGCAUUUAUCCGGUUUGACAAAAGGUCAGAAGCAGAAGAGGCAAUUACAAAUUUCAAUGGUCACAAACCCCCAGGUUCCUCCGAGCCCAUUACAGUGAAGUUUGCAGCCAACCCCAACCAGAAUAAAAAUGUGGCACUGUUGUCGCAGCUGUGUCAUUCACCAGCUAGACGGUUCGGAGGGCCAGUGCAUCACCAGGCGCAGAGAUUCAGGUCAGCAGAGAAUCAGGAUCUGCCACGGCCCUGCUCUUGGCAGAGAGCAGCUCGUGUACCACUUUUAAGGGGUUUGCAAAUCACCAGUGGUGAACCUCAGUUUGGGAACCCCUGGUUCUCUCCUAUGGGUGUAGAUCACAUGAGUGGGCUUUCUGGUGUAAAUGUUCCAGGAAACGCAUCUUCUGGCUGGUGUAUCUUCAUCUACAACCUUGGUCAAGAUGCUGAUGAGGGAAUCCUCUGGCAGAUGUUUGGCCCCUUUGGUGCGGUUACCAAUGUGAAAGUUAUUCGAGAUUUCAACACCAACAAGUGCAAAGGUUUUGGUUUUGUGACCAUGACAAACUAUGAAGAAGCUGCAAUGGCCAUAGCAAGUCUUAAUGGCUACCGCCUGGGGGACAAAAUCUUACAGGUUUCCUUCAAAACCAACAAGUCCCACAAAUAACUUGCUCGUGCUUUUUGUAUGGAAUAGAUAAUGGAGUGACAGAAGUUGAAACAUUUUUGUUAGUGUAAAACUCAUUUUGCGCCAAUUUUCACAAGUGUUUGUCUUAGUCUAAAUAAGAAGUGAAAAGGUUUUAUAUUCUGGGAUGCAACUGACAUGUUCAAAUGUUUGAAAUCCCACAAUGUUAGACCAAUUUUAAGUUUCUUUAAGUUAUUUCAUUUAAAACAUGUUAAAAUUCCCCUGAAAUCUUAAGUAGAUUGCAUUAACUAGAUCCUCUGGAUGGUGGUAAAAUUGAAGCAUGCUUUCACUUAUGAGACUAACAUUUGUUUCAUUGAAUGUUGUCUGCAAAAACUGGAAUUUUCUGAAAAAUAUCAGGCUGAAUUCAUUGAUUUUCUUUGGUUUUAUGUUGUUCUUCCUACCCAUCCCCCCCUGUCCUUUUGUUCCCCCACAGUUUCAGUAGUAUGGAAGAAUAGAUGAGAAAUACUAAUGUUUUAGUUGACAGUAAACUGUUUGAUCAAUUAAUAUUCAUUACUGUGUGUCUAGUUGAGGAUCAGGCUUUUUAAAGUCAAGGUCUUGUAAGUAGUAGCAUGCCAGCCUAACUUUUAACACCAUUGAGGAGGUAAGUUGCACACUGAGCAGUGGCCAAGCUGUCCAAUUUGCAGGUUUUAGAAAGGUGACUUCUAAAGCCCAUUUUGAGAGGAAUGGACCAAAGAGUUUCAGAGAAACUCCAGGAAGAUUUCAGAGUCAAAAUGAAACUCCAAAAAAGCGAGUGUGAAAAUAUGUUGCUACUUUAUCAGACUGAAUCUCUUCUGUCCAAAUAUUUAAUGCAUGGUGCACUACUUACUGGUACAUUAUAAUACAGCAAGAUACUUACUCAUUUUCCAAGAGCAUUGUAGUUGGAAUUCCUUUGGCAGUUAUAUAUUUUAUAAAGAAAAACCAGUUAUAAACAUUUGAGCAUUGUAUUUCUCGCAUCCCUUUUAAUGAGUGCUAGGUUUUCUAUUUUAAUAGGUUUUUGUUUUGACAACUAGCUUUACUUAUUGAACACUCAGCAGAAAAGUACUUACAACUUGCAAGUUAGAUAUUAACCAAAAACCCCUUUGAUUUGUAGAUUUAAAGAUUAAUCCCCCAGGUUUUCUGCAGACUGCCUUGAAACUUUGAGUUGUUCUGUUUCUGUUAAUUUUCUUUUGCUUUUUUGUGUUUUUUGUUUGUUUUUACUUUUGCAUUUAAGAACAUUAAAUUUGAUUUUGUUUUGCUCAAA
Molecule: messenger RNA, 2408 nt
Organism: Cinclus cinclus
Lineage: Eukaryota; Metazoa; Chordata; Aves; Passeriformes; Cinclidae
Gene: ELAVL1
Product: ELAV like RNA binding protein 1
Exons: 7
Coding region: 59-1153 (364 amino acids)
Cellular component (GO): ribonucleoprotein complex
Molecular function (GO): RNA binding
Source: RefSeq, a predicted model, not a curated record